This is a messenger RNA of Ipomoea nil (Japanese morning glory), 471 nucleotides long. RefSeq lists its product as uncharacterized. NCBI's taxonomy places the organism in Eukaryota, Viridiplantae, Streptophyta, Magnoliopsida, Solanales, Convolvulaceae. The transcript has a single exon. Bases 1 to 471 code for a protein of 156 amino acids. The record is from RefSeq and is a predicted model, not a curated record.
AUGGCUAUGGAACUAAUGGAAGGCCAUGGAAUUUCGAGCAGAGAAGCGGAGCAGAACGAGGCGACGGAAUUGCUCUUACAGAAGCGGCGAUGCUUUUUCCAUUUUCCCUGUCUCGGGGCGACCGGCCGGGACGGAUUCGGGUCAAAAUGGUCGACGAUGAUGCGGGCGGUGGAGAUCGAGAAAAUCUCACUGUGGUUCCGGGGGAUCAGAGCCCUAAACCGGCUCCGGCAUUGGUCGGGGACCAUGGCGAGGCCACGAUGGAAGAGCUUCCUCCGCCGCUUUAACACAAGCAAGGAAAAAGCAAUCGCCGGCGGCUGCGGAUGCGGCGGCGGCGUAUGCGAUAAUCAAGGGAAAUUCCGGUACGAUCCUCAUAGUUAUGCUCUGAAUUUCGAUGAAGGACCGGAGCACAAUGAGAAUUUCUCCGUUAGGUACGCGGUGGUUCCGGCGUCCGUUAAAGCCACCGUGGUAUGA